Molecule: messenger RNA, 1952 nt
Organism: Biomphalaria glabrata
Lineage: Eukaryota; Metazoa; Mollusca; Gastropoda; Planorbidae
Exons: 16
Coding region: 369-1805 (478 amino acids)
Biological process (GO): proteolysis
Molecular function (GO): metalloendopeptidase activity
Source: RefSeq, a predicted model, not a curated record
UUGAUCCUUUUCACAGACAUGUUGAAAGUAUUUCUAGAACACUAAUGUACUAAAGAAUUAUAGACGGGAAAGUACACAACGGCUUGUAUUUCACUGACGUCUUAAAUGAGUCCGUAUAAAUACAGCACCGGAAAGUAACGGCUUGACACAUUGGUCUAGGAUCCUGAAUUAAAUACACCAUUUUUAUUUUACGAGCUGAGAACGAGUUUUCACCGUGUGGCCAAAGAGCUAGGAAUUUUUUUCUCAGGGAUGUUCAUCAACUGUUAAAUUUCUACGAAAGUCGUUAGAGCUGUUUUGGGAUCCGUGUCCAGGUUCCACCCUGCAUCUUUCAGGUUCCAAGAAGUUGUGACUUGAAUAGAGAACAAAGAAUGAAGCUGAAUGUAUGCUUUGUAACCUUGGCCUUGAUGGUCCUGUUCUACAAGUGUCAAGCGCAAGUCUAUGUGGCUGAAGGAUAUUUUGUGAUUGACAGCAGCGCUGUUCAAAAUUACAUUAGAGAAAUCAAUACCUCGGACUCCUACGCUGUGAAAUACCAACAAGCUGUAGACAAAAUACAGAAGGAUGUUACGUACACCCUGACACAGGUCAAUAACAUCUUGACAUCAGUGUCCAAAUUCGGCUACAAUAUUGAGAUUAGAGUGAGAAGACUGGACAUUCUGGCGGAAAACGUUGUCAGCAGUGUGGUCCUAGGUACCAGCAAUGUGGUAGAUAGUUACAUUGCAAUUGAUACCUUCAAGAACUGGCUGAUUGAGAGAAAACUCUACGACACACUACAGUUUGACUUUGCUGUCCUCUGGACUGGGCUUGAUUUGCUUGGUAGUUUAGGGUACUCCAAACACUUUGAUAGUGUUAUUGGCGGCAUCUGUGCUGGGCCUGCCGCUGUGUCUGUCGUAGAGUUUCAGCCGACCUACAGAGAUGUGGUGGGUACAGCUCACGCGUUCGCUUUGCUACUUGGGACCAACACCGACGGGAUUACAUCCAGUUACGCUACAGCAUUCAUGAACUUACCCAACCACAGUAAUAGAUGGGCUUUCUCACCUUGCAGUGGGUCUGAUAUUAAGGAUUAUCUGGCCCAAUUGAAACCAAACUGCCUGGUCAAGACAGACUCCCAGUCCACCAAGCCCUCCAUCAACUUCUCGACCUACAACGGAGACAUGCUCAAUCCCGAUAUCAUCUGCCAGAGAAGUCUGAACGACUCCAGGUCAUACAUGUGUAAGAGUCUCCCAGAAAUCUACAACUAUCAACCUCCCCGAGGAAACGCCGUUUGCAGCCAGAUAUUCUGUCACGUCCCUUCCAGCCCCUCUCAGUGCACGCCUGUCUACUCCUCUGAUGGUCUGGUCUGCGACAGUCAAAGGAGAUGCAACGCUGGUGGAUGUAAUCAAGACAAUGCUCCAUACAUUGAUGGUAAUUGUGUGUUUGGAGAUCAGAAGACUCUGGACCUGCCAAGUGUUCCAUUCUAUGGCUCAUGUCAGUCUUACAUUGAUCAGUACGGUGCUGUAAGCUGUUACUACACUCCAAUCAACCAGUCAUGUUGUGCCACCUGCAAGAACUACUCCACUGGGAUCUAUGACUGUCUAUAUGGCGAUCGAGCUACAGAUUGUGCCAAAUAUCCCAGAAGUCAAAUCUGUGUGCAGAACAAAACCAUGUGCUGUGCUUACUGCAAGGGUUACUACGGUAAGAGAUCUACAGUGGAUAGUCCUGUCCCUGUAUUGAAUGUAACAGUCCCUCAUGUUCAUCAUAAACCUGAAAUACUCUCAUACCAAGACUACUCAAACAUCAAGCACAAACCACACGUGACCCACAACUAGAUCUAUCAUCCCAGGUCAACAAUAUCAAUAGUAUCAUUAGUGAACGGUUUCUGAUAAAUUUCUUGGAUAUGAAUAAUCACAUAAAACCCUUUAUAAAUUGUUAUAAGACUGUAUCCCUAAAAUAAAAAUAAAGAAAGAGCAAAUGUA